AUGGUGCGGUGGGGAUGUGUUCCACUGAGGGAUUUUCCGCCCGGGAACCAGGUGUCCCCCGCCGAUUCGAAGCUCUUCAUGACUCUCCUGGCUCUGCCUGCAAGCGCAUCUGGUGCUGAUGAGAUACCACAGUGGAAGAGAAGUGAAGGGACCCGUUGGUUUGACCGGGACAAUCCUUCAGGAGUGGGAGAUUUUGAACUACUCUCCGACCUAAGGAAGGAAUACCCCAGUGAAAUUUGCCCCAACCCUCUUUCCAUCGAAGCGGAGACUCUGGAGGGGACGUCGGCUUCUCAGACCGGACAGACCUUUAAACUGUUUAAUCCCAUGGAAGGAUUUGCGUGUGUGAAUGAAGCCCAGGCGAAAGGCUUCUGCCAGGACUACAGAGUCCGGUUCACCUGUCCGCCAGACUUCUGUUCAGUUCCCGCUUGCAGGACCCGUUGGUUUGACCGGGACGAUCCUUCGGGAGUGGGAGAUUUUGAACUACUCUCCAACCUACGGAAGGAAUACCCCAAUGAAAUUUGCCCCGACCCUCUUUCCAUCGAAGCGGAGACUCUGGAGGGGACGUCGGCUUCUCAGACCGGACAGACCUUUAAACUGUUUAAUCCCACUGAAGGAUUUGCGUGUGUGAAUGAAGGCCAGGAGAAAGGCUUCUGCCAGGACUACAGAGUCCGGUUCACCUGUCCGCCAGACUUCUGUUCAGUUCCUGCUUGCAGGACCCGUUGGUUUGACCGGGACAAUCCUUCGGGAGUGGGAGAUUUUGAACUACUCUCCGACCUAAGGAAGGAAAACCCCAAUGAAAUUUGCCCCGACCCCCUUUCCAUCGAGGCGGAGACUCUGGAAGGGACGUCGGCUUCUCAGACAGGACAGACCUUUAAACUGUUUAAUCCCACUGAAGGAUUUGCGUGUGUGAAUGAAGGCCAGGCGAAAGGCUUCUGCCAGGACUACAGAGUCCGGUUCACCUGUCCGCCAGACUUCUGUUCAGUUCCCACUUGCAGGACUCGCUGGUUUGACCGGGACGAUCCUUCGGGAGUGGGAGAUUUCGAACUACUCGCUGACCUAAGGAAGGAAUAUCCCAAAGAGAUUUGCCUCGGCCCCAUUGGGAUUGAAGUUCAGACCCUGAACGGGACGCCAGCGUCUCACAUGGGACAGAUCUUCAGUCGGAGGCGUCGCCGCUGCUCCUUGGAGCUCCUGUGCUCGGCGCUGCCCUGGCUGCUGCUGCUGGAGGCGAAGGCUCCUUCCCUGCCGUACAGACCCGAGCACCCAAGCCAAUGCCAGGAUCCGGACAACGAGUACUACGAUCAGACCGCCCGCAUGUGUUGUCACUUCUGUCCCCCAGGUUUUCGAGUGCGCCACCACUGCAACGAGAGCAUCAACACACAGUGUGAAGCCUGCGAGGUGAACACCUAUACAGAGACGUCGAAUUCAGCUGUCCGCUGUUUGGGCUGCUCUCCCAGAUGCAAACCAGGAUUGGUGGAGAUCCAGGAAUGCACUCGCACUCAAAACCGAUACUGCUGGUGUCCCCCUCACGAAUUUUGUAAAGCGAGGCUCUUUGAAACAUGUGCUCGGUGUCAGCCGUACCAACAGUGCCCAAAAGGCUACGGAGUUGCAAAACCAGGCACGGAAAGCAGUAACGUGGAGUGUGCGCCCUGCGAACCGGGCACGUUUUCGGAUGUGGACUCUCACAACGCCACCUGCAGGCCCCACAGGGUUUGUGAAUUGGAGCUUCUUCCUGGAAACAGCAGCCAUGACGCUGUUUGCAAGAAUUCCAGUGGUGCCAUUCCAGUCACUUCUCCUCACCCCAUGGCCAAGGACAAGAAGACCUCCUCUCCGGAGCUCUCUGUGAGCAGCACUCCAAAAGUGGACACUGAAUCAAGCCGGCAGAAACCUUCUUCUACAGACAUUGCUUACAUUAUUGGGGGUCUUUUGAUCGGCCUGUUUCUCAUGGCUGCCUUUAUAGGGGCUUUUAGCUGUAUCGUCUCUUGGAGAAAAGCUCCACACUGCAAGAAACUCUUCGGGGGUGAAAAACAGCCGUUCUCAUCCACCGAAAAGGGACCUGACAAAUGGGCACGCGUCUCCUGCACCACAGGGCAGGAGGAAGAGAACCUCUUGAAGAUUUCCCCGUCGAGCAGCGGAUCCUUGGAUGACCCGCCAGCGUCGGAGAGAAGCAGUGGAACUGGCGAUCUGGAGGACUCCAAUAAAGAAGUAGAGACCAGUCGACAAAGAUCAUCUCCGUCGAACAGCUGCGUUUACCACAGCAGGGCAAACUUAAAGCAACCUGGCACCGGUGGCACGCAUGUGAACAUCAGCUGUGUGGUCAACGUUUGCAAUCCAGAACAUAGCUUGCACCUCCUGUCACUGAACAGCUCGACCGAGGCAGAGGCUUUGGCGGGAGAAGACGUCCCCCUAUCCAAAGAAGAAAGCCCCAUCCAAAGAGCGUCUGAAAGGCAAACUGCUGUGGAAGUUGAGGACAACAACAUGGACACUUUUGCCUACGAAGAGGGAAAGCCGCUUCCGCUGAGCGUGCAGGAUGUAGGAAUGAAGACCAGGUGAAGGGGCGGAUCUGCCAGAACCCCAGCGAGAGCAGCCGAGGAACUGGCUGGCUUCCUCCGAAGCAAACGUGUGCUUUGCUACAGAUCUGCCGUGGACCUUUUACGGGGCCCGAGGGUCUCUCGCUGUUCGUAGCGUGACCCAAUGCUGUUGGGAGCAUUUCAAAGGCUGAGAUUUGUGGGUGACCAGAUGAAAAGGGGCGGUGGCAAGGAAACUACUUUUUUGCAGUUGUGCAGGAGGGAGGACUUUGGAAAGGGUCGUGCGGGUAUGAGAGGAGGGGGAUCGGCCAGGAAUCCCCUGUUCCUGUGACUAACACCUGCCGGACCACACCGAAGGUCCAACUCGUCCAGCAUCCUGUUCUGAAUGGCGGCUACCCAGAUGCCUCCGGGAGCAGGACAGGCAGGGUAUAGAGGCUCAAGUCCUCCCCUGCUGCUUAUGCCCCGGAUUCAGAGAUAGGCUACCUGUAAGCAUGGAGGCUUCAUGGAGUUAUCUUGGUUCACCAGCCAUUGAUAGAGGCACUCCCUGUUAAGAACAGCCCUACUGGAUCUGACCAAAGGUCCAUCUAGUUCAGCAUCCUUUCACCCCCCCAACAACAGCUAGUCAGAUAUCCUUCAGGGCAUGAAGGAUAAAACUCUUCCCUGCAGCUGUCCUUCCAACAGAAUCCAUUGCUGUUCUCCUUUUCAUCAGGUCACCCCAAAAGCUUCAAGUUGGAUCCAGGCCCCCUUUUCACUCGAACAUUUUCAAUGCCCCUCUUGAAUACAGCAGUCGUCCCACGUACAUGCUGGCCCCAUGACCCAUGACAUCGCCUUGUCCUUGUGUUCAAGGGAGACUCCAUUUCCUUGUGUUCAAGGGAGAGCCAGUUUGGUGUAGUGGUUAGGAGAGUGGACUGUAAUCUGGGAGACGCGGGUUUGAU
Molecule: messenger RNA, 3460 nt
Organism: Gekko japonicus
Lineage: Eukaryota; Metazoa; Chordata; Lepidosauria; Squamata; Gekkonidae
Exons: 20
Coding region: 1-2550 (849 amino acids)
Biological process (GO): regulation of T cell proliferation; regulation of T cell cytokine production; negative regulation of neuroinflammatory response
Cellular component (GO): membrane
Molecular function (GO): tumor necrosis factor binding; tumor necrosis factor receptor activity
Source: RefSeq, a predicted model, not a curated record